Messenger RNA from Mercurialis annua (annual mercury), 729 nucleotides. Its product is annotated as 60S ribosomal protein L6, mitochondrial. Gene Ontology annotation, molecular function: rRNA binding; structural constituent of ribosome. The coding region runs from base 226 to 534 and encodes 102 amino acids. The transcript has 2 exons. The record is from RefSeq and is a predicted model, not a curated record. Gene Ontology annotation, biological process: translation. Lineage: Eukaryota; Viridiplantae; Streptophyta; Magnoliopsida; Malpighiales; Euphorbiaceae. Gene Ontology annotation, cellular component: ribosome.
GGUAAACCUGAACUUGCCAAAAUCCAAAACAGCAAAAUCAAAGAAAAUGAAGUAAAGAAAAAAGAAAAUAUAAAAAGAACAAACACUCUGUCUUGCUCUCUAACGCCGCCGUAGCCGCCGCCGGAAACCUUCUCUGUUCCGCCGCCGUAGCCAUCACUUUGUUAACCAUCGAGUUCUCGUUGCUUUGGAAAGUUCAGGUGAUCUAUUAGCUUAUUAAACAUAACAAUGGAAUCCAAAUUCUUUCGAUUUCUUAAGAUUGUGGGAGUUGGAUACAAAGCCAGAGCUGAAGCAGAAGGACGACUCUUAUAUCUCAAGUUGGGAUACAGUCACGAAGUUGAGCUCACAGUUCCUCCUGCUGUCCGAGUUUUCUGCUUUAAAAACAAUGUCGUUUGUUGCACCGGAAUUGACAAGCAAAGGGUACACCAGUUUGCUGCUUCUGUACGUAGCUGCAAGCCUCCGGAAGUUUAUAAAGGCAAGGGUAUAAUGUACAUUGACGAAGUGAUUAAAAAGAAACAAGGAAAGAAGUCGAAAUGAUAUGGGCAAGGAAAGAAGUUGUCCCGGCAACAAAUUUGCCUAUUCCAUCAAGUAGAGUACAUUCACUUUUUGGUCUGUAAGCCGAGUUCAGUUUCUGUGGCGGAAAUCAUCACAUUAAUUAAGUUUGAAGAGAUAUUUAAAUAGCAAGGAGGUUAUCUUUAAUGCAAUAAUGAAACUGGUUUUCUGUUCUUACUA